AAAAUACUACAGUGCAUGAACGCACGAGAGAGACGUUUCCUGAAGCAUUGCGGAAGAGAGGAGCGCCGCGAAUUCCUGAAAGUGUAGUUGGUCCCAGUUGAUACUGCAUCAUGUCUUGUGCGCUUCUACUGUUGUUGACGAGCUUGGCUUUGGCCAUGGGCACUGGCACAGCGGUGGAGAUCCAACGUCCACGCGGAGUACCACAAUCAAAGAGACAGUUCUAUGAGGAGAACAAGCCCUUUACCUGUUUGGACGGCUCCAGCACCAUCCCCUUUGACCGGGUCAACGAUGACUACUGCGACUGCAGGGAUGGCUCGGAUGAACCAGGUACUGCUGCCUGCCCCAAUGGCAGCUUUCACUGCACCAACGCUGGCUUCAGACCUGCCUUCAUCCCUUCCUCCCGGAUCAACGACGGCAUCUGUGACUGCUGUGACACGACAGACGAGUACAACAGUGGUGCCACUUGUAAAAACACCUGCAGGGAGAUGGGGCGCAAGGAGAGGGAGAGUCUGCAGAUAAUGGCUGAGAUCACCAAGGAAGGCUUUAUGCUCAAAAAACAACUGAUACAUGAAGCUAAAAGGGGACAGGAGGACAAACAGGGCAAGUUGACUGAGCUGCAGGGUAGUAAGAAGGGUCUGGAAGGGAAGGUGGAGACUCUGAGGACUGUGAAAGAAACAGCGGAGGAUCCAGAGAAAGAGGCUAAAGAGCGCCACCUGAAGGCUUGGGAGGAACAAAAAGAACUCAUCCGUAUGGAGAAGGACAAAACUAGAAUGGCUGAGGCUUUUCUGGAGCUGGAUGAUGACGCAGAUGGCUAUGUUUCUGUGGCUGAGCUGCAGUCCCAUCUAGAGCUGGAUCCAGAUUCAGAUGGCUCUCUGACAGAAACAGAGACUCAGGUAAGAUGUCCCUCUGGUCAAGAGAAGAUGUUCUAUCACACUAGUAAAUUACAGGGAUGCAAACUAGUGUCAUUUUGGCUAAAUUUGCCAUUUUGAAUCCAAAAUAGGUGA
This is a messenger RNA of Oncorhynchus masou masou (cherry salmon), 1004 nucleotides long. Its product is annotated as glucosidase 2 subunit beta-like. The record is from RefSeq and is a predicted model, not a curated record. Gene Ontology annotation, biological process: N-glycan processing; liver development. The transcript is spliced from 9 exons. Bases 111 to 989 code for a protein of 292 amino acids. Gene Ontology annotation, molecular function: calcium ion binding. Lineage: Eukaryota; Metazoa; Chordata; Actinopteri; Salmoniformes; Salmonidae. Gene Ontology annotation, cellular component: glucosidase II complex.